This is a messenger RNA of Mandrillus leucophaeus (drill), 1446 nucleotides long. RefSeq names its product dihydrofolate reductase-like 1 (gene DHFR2). Gene Ontology annotation, cellular component: mitochondrion. Gene Ontology annotation, biological process: dihydrofolate metabolic process; tetrahydrofolate biosynthetic process; folic acid metabolic process. Gene Ontology annotation, molecular function: dihydrofolate reductase activity; NADP binding. NCBI's taxonomy places the organism in Eukaryota, Metazoa, Chordata, Mammalia, Primates, Cercopithecidae. The record is from RefSeq and is a predicted model, not a curated record.
UAACCGCUGCUGUCAUGGUUUGUUUGCUAAACUGCAUUGUCGCUGUGUCCCAAAACAUGGGCAUCAGCAAGAAUGGGGACCUGCCCUGGCCUACGCUCAGGAAUGAAUUCAGGUAUUUCCAGAGAAUGACCACACCUUCUUCAGUAGAAGGUAAACAGAAUCUGGUGAUUAUGGGUAGGAAGACCUGGUUCUCCAUUCCUGAGAAGGAUCGACCUUUAAAGGAUAGAAUUAAUUUAGUUCUCAGCAGAGAGCGCAAGGAACCUCCACAAGGAGCUCAUUUUCUUGCCAGAAGUCUAGAUGAUGCCUUAAAACUUACUGAACAACCAGAAUUAGCAAAUAAAGUAGACAUGAUUUGGAUAGUUGGUGGCAGUUCUGUUUAUAAGGAAGCCAUGAAUCACCCAGGCGAUCUUAAACUAUUUGUGACAAGGAUCAUGCAGGACUUUGAAAGUGACACGUUUUUUCAAAUUGAUUUGGAGAAAUAUAAACUUCUGCCAGAAUACCCAGGUGUUCUCUCUGAUGUCCAGGAGGAGAAAGGCAUUAAGUACAAAUUUGAAGUAUAUGAGAAGAGUGAUUAAUAUGAAGGUGUUUUCUGGUUUAAGUUGUUCCCCCUCCCUCUGAAAAGAGUAUGCAUUUUUACAUUAGAAAAGAGACUUGUUGACUUCAGAUCUAUGGAUAAUUAUUUCUAAGCAACGUGUUUAUUCCCCACUAAUCUUGACUAUAUCAGAUACCAUUUAUGAAACAUUCUUGCUAUAACUAAGUGUCUCUCCAAGACCCUGACUGAGUCCCCAGCACCUGCUACAGUGAGCUGCCAUUCCACACCCAUCACAUGUGGCACUUGCCAGUCCUUGAUAUUGUUGGACUUUUCUAAUGUUGGUAGUAUUUAUUAAAGAUGAAGAUGCACAUACCCUUCAACUGAGCAGUUUCACUGGUGGGAAAUACCGAAAGCUUCCUACGUGUAUAUCCAGAGGUUUGUAGACAAAUGUUGCAGCCUUGUUUGUAACAGUGAAAAACCGAAAACAACCUGAAGUCCAGUGAUGGGAAAAUGAAUAUAUUUCUGUCUUAAAUUGGGGAACCCAAAGCAGAUUCAAAGACUGAAAUUUCAGUGAAAGCAGUUUAUUUGCUAGGUCAUACCAGAAGUCAUCAAAGUAUGGAGAAAUGGAACUGGGAAGGUAAAAACCAGUUCAAAGUCAGUGAGGUUCUCAUUGGUAACAAGCUCCAUACUGCUGAGAUGCAGGGAAACAGAGGGGAGAAAGCUGGAGUAUUUAAUCCCCCGCUCCUUGGUUGUCAGCUCCCUGUCCUGUGUGUUGGCAAAACGUACUCAAGCUACUCUAUAGGUAGAGUCCCAGGUGUUUGCUGUAAGAAGCUGCUGGAAUGUACGGCAACAGUGAAUGCCAAGCACUUAAAGCAAUUCCAUGUUUAAGUAUGUAAGCUCUUCGUACUUUUUUU